Messenger RNA from Protobothrops mucrosquamatus (brown spotted pit viper), 3381 nucleotides. Its product is annotated as otoferlin-like. Lineage: Eukaryota; Metazoa; Chordata; Lepidosauria; Squamata; Viperidae. Gene Ontology annotation, molecular function: calcium ion binding; AP-2 adaptor complex binding. The transcript has 26 exons. The record is from RefSeq and is a predicted model, not a curated record. The annotation marks the transcript as partial. Gene Ontology annotation, biological process: synaptic vesicle priming; plasma membrane organization. Gene Ontology annotation, cellular component: synaptic vesicle membrane; presynaptic active zone membrane.
GGAGGCAUCCUUUUUGUAGCUGAGAAUGAUACCAUCACCACUACCAUCAUCAUUACUAAAAUUUUAGCCAUGACAAAACGGAACCUACUGCUUCCAGAUGGAGUUCCCUCAGAAAGGCAAUGGGCUCGCUUCUAUAUUAAGAUUUAUCGGGCAGAGGGGCUUCCACGCAUGAACACUAGCAUCAUGGCCAAUGUGAAGAAAGCUCUCAUUGGGGAAAACAAAGACCUGGUGGAUCCUUACGCCCAGGUGUUUUUUGCUGGACAGAAGGGGAAAACUUCUGUCCAGAAGAGCAGCUAUGAACCUGUUUGGAAUGAGCAGAUAGUUUUCACAGAGAUGUUUCCCCCUCUCUGCAAAAGAAUCAAGGUCCAGAUCCGAGAUUCUGACAAGGUCAAUGAUGUGGCUAUUGGAACCCAUUUCAUCGAUCUGAGGAAGAUCUCCAAUGAAGGAGACAAAGGUUUCUUGCCCACAUUCGGCCCUGCAUGGGUAAACAUGUAUGGGUCCACCCGCAACUAUACCCUGAUGGAUGAGCACCAGGACUUGAAUGAAGGCCUGGGUGAAGGGGUCUCCUUCCGAGCCCGUUUGCUUCUUGGUCUAGCAGUAGAGAUCUUGGAUACCAGCAACCCUGACAUCACCAGUUCCACAGACGUUCAAGCUGAAUUAGCAACUCCUGUCACUGAUAGCUGCACAGGCAAGAUGGAGGAGUUUUUCCUCUUUGGAUCCUUCCUGGAGGCUACCAUGAUUGACAGGAAGAAUGGAGACAAACCAAUCAAUUUUGAGGUCACAAUAGGCAAUUAUGGCAAUGAAAUUGAUGGCAUGUCCAGGCCCACCAUCAAGAAGAAGAAAGAUGGUGGGGAUGGCAAUGAGGAGGAAUCUGAGCUGCUACAGAAUGACAGUGAUGAGGAGGUCAAUAUUGAUGGGGAAUUUUUCUCAAUCUCUACUUCUCCAGCCAUGAAACCAUUGAUUACUGACAGGAACUAUUUUCAUUUACCGUAUUUUGACAAGAAACCUUGUAUUUAUAUCAAGAGUUGGUGGCAGGACCAGAGACGACGUUUGUACAAUUCAAAUAUCAUUGACAAGAUUGCAGACAAGCUGGAAGAAGGCCUCAAUGAUGUGCAUGAGAUGAUCAAAACUGAAAAACCACACCCAGAGCGCCGUCUCCGAGGAGUGCUGGAAGAACUGAGCAGUGGAUGUCUGAGAUUUGUGUCUCUCUCCAACAAAGAUCAAAACCACUCCUCCCGGACGCGUCUGGACCGGGAAAGGCUGAAAUCCUGCAUGCGGGAACUGGAAACGAUGGGCCAGCAAGCUAAGACCAUGAGAUCUCAGGUUAAGAAGACCACUAUCAGGGACAAGUUGAAGCAAUCCCAAAACUUCCUACAAAAGCUGCGGUUCCUUGCAGAUGAGCCUCAGCACAGCAUUCCUGAGAUCUUCAUUUGGAUGAUGAGCAAUGGCAAGCGCAUCGCCUAUGCCCGCAUCCCCUCCAAGGAUAUCCUGUACUCCAUUGUGGAUGAGGAAACAGGCAAAGACUGUGGAAAAGUGAAGACGGUUUUCCUCAAGUUACCUGGGAAAAGGGGAUUUGGGCCAGCCGGCUGGACUGUACAAGCCAAAAUGGAAAUUUAUUUGUGGCUAGGACUCAACAAACAGAGGAAGGAUUUCCUCAGUGGCCUACCCUGUGGCUUUGAGGAGAAGAAACUUCCUGCGGGACAAGGUCUCCCAACUUUCCCACCCAUCAGCCUCCUCUAUACCAAGAAACAAGUCUUCCAGCUCCGAGCCCAUAUGUACCAGGCCAGGAGUUUGUUCGCUGCAGAUAGCAGUGGCCUUUCUGAUCCUUUUGCCCGGGUUUUCUUUAUCACUCAAGGUCAAUGCACUGAGGUCUUGAAUGAAACACUUUGUCCUACCUGGGACCAACUGCUGGUGUUUGACAAUGUUGAGCUAUAUGGGGAAGCACAUGAGAUGCGGGAUGACCCUCCCAUUAUUGUCAUUGAAAUCUAUGAUCAGGAUACAGUGGGGAAGGCUGACUUCAUGGGACGAACAUUUGCCAAACCUGUGGUAAAGAUGUCAGAUGAGGAAUAUUGCCCUCCACGUUUCCCGCCUCAGUUGGAAUAUUACCAGAUCUAUCGGGGUAACUCAACUGCUGGAGAUCUACUGGCUGCCUUUGAACUCCUUCAGAUUGGACCAGCUGGGAAAUCAGACCUGCCUCCCAUCGAUGGACCCACAGAUAUGGACCGGGGUCCUAUCUUGCCUGUCCCUCUGGGGAUUCGCCCUGUUCUGAGCAAAUACCGAGUAGAGAUUUUGUUCUGGGGAUUGAGAGACCUGAAGCGAGUGAACUUGGCCCAGGUGGAUAGACCUCGAGUGGACAUUGAAUGUGCUGGAAGAGGGGUCCAGUCAUCUCUCAUCCAGAACUAUAAGAAAAAUCCCAAUUUCAGCACUUUGGUCAAAUGGUUUGAAGUGGAUCUGCCUGAAAACGAACUCCUGCAUCCACCCCUCAAUAUUCGUGUAGUGGAUUGCCGUGCCUUUGGGCGUUACACCCUUGUGGGGAGCCAUGCUGUCAAUUCUUUACGGAAGUUCAUCUAUAGACCUCCAGAUAAGAAGUCUCAGCACUGGAGCACUGCAGCUAAACUUAUGAACGCCUAUGUGAUUCUUGCAAAUGGGGGGCCCUACUCUCACCCCACAGGUGAAAUUGUGGUUAACAUGGAGCCAGAGAUUCCCAUCAAGAAGAUGGAGACCAUGGUGAAGUUGGAAGCGAAUUCUGAUGCUGUUGUGAAGGUGGACGUGACAGAAGAAGAGAAGGAGAAAAAGAAGAAGAAGAAGAAAGGAAAUGCAGAAGAAGCUGAGGAUGAGGAGCCUGAUGAGAGCAUGCUGGACUGGUGGUCCAAGUAUUUUGCUUCCAUUGAAACUAUGAAGGAACUACUUCAGCAGCAAGAGGCAGCUGCAGCAGAAGCUGAAGAGAAAGAAGAGAUGGACACAACUGAGGGCUCAAAAGCCCAAGGAAAGACCAAAGACAAAGUCAAAUUAUCCAAAGAGGACAAAAAGAAAAAACAGCAGCAGCAGCAGCAGCAGCAGCCAGAUGCCUUUGAAAAGAAGAACAAGCAGAAGAUUGAUGAGACGAAGGUAUAUCCCAAAGAACUGGAGACAGAAUUUGAUAAUUUUGAGGACUGGCUGCAUACUUUCAACCUCCUUCGUGGGAAGAUUGGAGAUGAUGAUGACAAUUCUGCAGAUGAGGAUCGCAUUGUGGGAAGAUUCAAGGGGUCCCUGUGUGUUUAUAAAGUGCCUCUUCCUGAUGAUAUCACCAAGGAGGCUGGAUAUGACCCUACUUUUGGCAUGUUCCAAGGAAUUCCAAGCAAUGAUCCCAUCAAUGUGUUGGUCCGGGUCUACAUUGUGAGG